AUGGCCGCUCCCAGCAGGCAGUCGAAAUGGGGCUCCUUUCUGUCGCAGGCCGUUGCGGGCGUCGAGUCCAGGCUGGACAACAUGCUGGCCGAACCCGACGACGCCGCGGCUGCACCGUCGCCCGCGCCGACCGGCACGGCGGCGACACCUCCGUCCGCGAAGCCGAGCGCAGCCAGUUCCCGAUCCGUUUCCGCCAACCGCCCCGGCGAUCGGCUGCAGGCACGGCUGGCCCAGGCCAUGGCCGGGAAAGCGAGUGCCGGUGCCGGUGCCGGUGCCGGUGGAGGUGGAGGUGCCGCCAAGAAAACAGCAACGGCGUCUCCGAGGAGCUCGGUCGACCAGGCCUCUACGACUUCCGCGGAACGUCAGUCCACGGAACGGAGGUCGACAGAGCGUCGGUCCGCAGAACGCAGGUCCACGGAGAAAGAGCCAGAGGCAAAGAGGGAUGGCGGCGAGCCUGGUGCCGCGGAUGGUGCCGCGGAGCCGGUUCCCUGCACAGACACGGCGGCAGCUGCGAGCUCCUCGUCGGAUCCCGGCCUGGCGCCGAGCGAGGCGACCAAUGGGCUUGAGCCGGCACAGCCGGCACGACAAGACACCUUGCCGUCUCCCAAGGGAUCCGAGCGUGCUGGCGAACACGACGACGACGACGACGACGACUCCUCGAAACCCGCGGCCGGCGCAGCAGCAGCAGCAGCAGCAUCGGACAACGCUUCGGAGCUCCUCACCCGCCUGCAGGAGCUGACGGCGAGGCAGCAGGAGGAAAUCCACGCUUUCGUCGAGAGAGUGGAUUUCCUCGAGUCCAAGCUGCAGUACCUCUCCAGGACGGCCGCAGACUCGGCCAAGGCGUCUGCGGCCUCGGCCGCCGCGGGAAGCCUGGAGCAGAAGCUCGCGGAAAGGGACGAGAAGAUGGCCCUGCUGAUGCAAGAGGGCCAGAAGCUCUCCGCCAACGAGCACAAGCUCAGAAUGACGGUCAAGAAGCUGCGCGCGCAGGCGGGAGAGGCCGGCAGGCGAGCGGACGAGCUCGGGAGGAGCAGGGACAAGGCGCUCUCGGAGGCGGAGGCGCUGCGCGCCCGCCUCGCCGGCUCGGAGCAGGAGGAGAAGCGCCAGGAGGAGGCUCGGCGGGCCGCCGCCGCGCUGCAGAGGGAGGCGGAUGCGCUGAGGAAGGAGGGCGCGCACAGGGACGACGCGCACCGACGGCUGGAGCAGGAGUGGGAGCGCAAGGCGGAGCAGGCGGAGGCUGCGCGUCGCGAGGCGCUGGGCAGGGCCCUCGCGGCGGAGCAGCAGCAGAAGAAGGCGGCGGAGGAGGCCGUUUCCGCGCUGCGCGCGGAGAGAGAUGCCGCCGCAGCAAAGGCUCGGCAAGACGAGGUGGAGUGGCGGGAGAGGCUGGAGCGGGCCAACCGACGGGGUCGCAAGGUCGAGGAGGAGCUCCAGGCCGAGCUGCGGGCCGUCGAGGGCAAGCUGGAGGCCAUGCGGAUUGCCGCCGAGGAGGCGUCGUCCGGGUCCGGGGGGGACGCGCAGGUCAAGAUGUUCCGCCAAGUCGAAACCUUGCAGUCCCAGUACGCAUCUGCUCGAGAAAACUGGCAGGGCAUAGAAGCAUCGCUGCUUGCCAAGGCGGCCAACCUGGAGAAGGAGAGGGACGAGGCGCAGCGCCGAGAAUCAGAGAUGAGGAAAAAGGCUCGAGAUGCGGCCGUGCGUCUACGACAGCUGGAAGAGGAGCUCCAGGAUAUACGGCCCUCUCUCGCGGCCGCUCGUCAGGAACGGGACGUGUGCCAGCAGGAGCUGGCUGCUCUGCAGCUGUCGUACAAGAAAUCGCAAGAGACCCUGAAGGAAACGCAGCAAGAGCUGGCGAGCCUGCGGCAAAGCGUUGCCGAAAAGGACGAACGCGCCGAGGCGGAGCAGGGAGACUGGGCGGACGAGGUCGCAGGCGCGUCCUGCAGGGGCCAGCAGAGCAUCCCCGACUCGCCGCUGCUGCUGUCGUCGGCCGCGGCCGCGGCCAGGACCCUGAGCUCGGAUCUGACGGCGCUGGCCGGGCCGAGCAGAACCCGCAAGCUCCACGCGCCGGGCAGCAUCCCGGACAGCCCGGCGGAGAUGCUGCCGACGCUGCGCCGCCUGUCGAGCCAGCCGCUGUUCCGCGCCAGAGAGCCGUCGUACGCGUGGUCCGGCGGCGGCGGAGCGCCGCCGACCCCGUCCCCGUUCUCGCCGUUCGAAGCGCCGGGCGAGAUGGGCCCGCUGGCGCUGCCGGCCCCGGAGCAGGAUGGCGGAGCGCCGGAGGCGACGCCUUCGCCGCCGCGCCACGUCGCGCAGGACAGGAUGUCGGUGUCGACUGUGGGCGCGGGGCCUUCGGUGCAGCUGGUGGAGCGGAUGAGCUCGGCGAUCCGCCGGCUCGAGGCGGAAAAGGUCACGGCAAAGGAGGAGAUGGCGAGGGUGUGCGGCCAGAGGGACGAGGCGAGGGCGGACCUGGUGGCGCUGAUGAAGGAGCUCGAGGAGACCAAGGCUGCUGCGGCAAAGGUGCCUCGCCUGGAGGAAGAGAUGGGCAAGAUGGACUCGAGGUACCAGACCACGUUGGAGAUGCUGGGCGAGAAGAGCGAGCUGGUCGAGGAGCUCAGGGCAGACGUGCAAGACGUCAAGGCCAUGUACCGGGAGCUGGUGGAACGAACAGUGCGGUGA
This is a messenger RNA of Ustilaginoidea virens, 2664 nucleotides long. RefSeq lists its product as uncharacterized. Gene Ontology annotation, cellular component: Golgi apparatus; endoplasmic reticulum. The coding region runs from base 1 to 2664 and encodes 887 amino acids. Lineage: Eukaryota; Fungi; Ascomycota; Sordariomycetes; Hypocreales; Clavicipitaceae. The transcript has 3 exons. The record is from RefSeq and is a predicted model, not a curated record.